UUUCUUUCAUGAAGUGCGGCGAGUGCGAUGCAUCAGACUUCGAGCUCCCCGUGUGUUUGGAUCCUGUAACAACAGCGGUUUGGGGCGUGCGCACACCGGAGCCAGCUGUAGCACGGAGAGGAGGCGAGAGGAGACUACUAAGCAGGCGCCUCGUGGCUCAGCAUCAGCACCAGGCUGAGUUAGGAUUUGCGCACCCUCCAAACUUGGCUUGGGACCUCAGCAUGUGAACGGGCUUUGCAGGAGGAGGAUCCACCUAGGAUGUCAGCUCUAAAGAAGGUGUUGCCAGGCAUACUGAAGAAGCAUUGCUGUAUCUUACCAGACAGAAACACAGAAUCACAGUGCACACUGUGUGGUGAACCAGAAGACCAGCAGUAUUCAUGGUCGCCCUCGCAGUACUUCGAUGAGGACAGCUACUCCCCUCCACCCAGGAACAUGAAGGGUCUCUCUGGCGGCCGCCCUGCCCAGCUCCACCUCACCUCUCCCAACUCAGCCCAUACCUGCGGCCUGGUUGAAUGCGACCAUUCCCUGGACCAUCACCUCCACCAUGGCAACUCACGGCCCCCCUCUUACCUCCUCAGCCCCACAGAGAGCUGCCCCCUCGAGAGUCACCAUCGCUGCUCCCCGCGGAGCUCCAUCCACUCUGAGUGCAUGGUGGUACCGGUGUCCAUGUCGGCCACCGACCACUCCAUGUCCAGUAGCACUUUCCCCCGCAUGCACUAUGGCAGCACUUCACGGGAAAGCGGCGGCAACACUUCUGGCGGCAGGGACUCCCGAGACGACGGAGGCUCCUCCUCGCAUGGCGGCAGCGGCAAAAUGAACCGAAUCCCAGCGAACCUCCUGGACCAAUUUGAGAAGCAGAUGCCCCUCCACCGGGAUGGCUUCCACACGCUGCAAUACCAACGCACCUCCACCACGACCACGACGACAGAGCAGCGCAACGAAAGCCCCGGGCGAAUACGCCACUUAGUCCACUCGGUACAGAAGCUCUUCACAAAGUCGCACUCUCUAGAAGGUUCCUCCAAAAUGAACGGUACCAAAGGCGACUCGCACCGGGACAACUCCCACCACCACCAUCACCACCACCAAGGCCACCACAAACACAGCAAACGCAGCAAGAGCAAAGAACGUAAGUCUGACGGCAGCGGCAAGCAACGCUCGGGAGGUUGGUGGAGUUCGGAUGACAACCUGGACAGUGACAGCACAUACAGAACGCCCAGCGUCAUGUCCCGGCAUCCUGUGGACCACAACAGCCACUGCUACCCUGACUCCAUGCACGGCCACCUGGCCGGAGACCUGUCGCUAAAGACCUCCAAGAGUAACAACGAUGUCAAGUGCUCCGCCUGCGAGAGCAUAAGCAUGGCACCAGAGGGAAAGUUCAUGAAGAGGAGCUCCUGGUCGACGCUAACGGUCAGCCAAGCCAAGGAGGCCUACAGGAAGUCGUCACUCAACCUGGAGAAACCCAUGACACCCACCGACCUCAGGCCCAACAUCAGGCCCUGUCACUAUCUACAGGUGCCCCAGGACGACUGGGGGGGCUACCCUGGCGGGGGGAAGGAUGACGAGAUCCCUUGUCGUCGGAUGCGGAGCAGCAGCUACGUUAAAGCCAUGGGGGACGAGGAGAGCGGAGAUUCGGACUCGAGCCCCAAAACAUCGCCGCAGAAGUUUGUGCGACCUGACGCCCUGGUCAAGGCCAUCAUCAGACCCAGGGACCUGCUGGACUCCCAGAGUCAGAGCUACCACUUGCAAGCCACCAGGGACAUGCACCCCAGCAUUGCCUUGGAUCCCUCUGCCAACUACAACUCUCCUAAGUUUCGCUCCAGGAACCAGAGCUACAUGCGAGCAGUCAGCACCCUCAGUCAGGCUAGCUGUGUUAGCCAAGUGAGUGAAACAGAAAUAAAUGGCCAGUUUGAGUCAGUGUGCGAGUCGGUGUUCAGUGAGGUCGAAUCCCAGGCCAUGGAGGCUUUGGACCUGCCCGGCUGCUUCAGAACCCGGAGUCACAGCUACUUGCGAGCCAUCCAGGCCGGCUACUCCCAAGACGAUGACUGCAUCCCCCCAAUGGCGUCCACUGUCACGUCCACCAUCAGGUCUACCACAGCCAUCACCUACACACCCAACUACAAGAAGGCCCCUCCUCCAGUCCCGCCCCGUACCACUUCCAAACCCCUCAUCUCCAUCACGGCCCAGAGCAGCACCGAGUCCACCCAGGACGCCUACCAUGAGGGGAGGCUUCCUCAUGGUGGGAUGUGGGCCCCCGACGGCCUCAGCCUGGGGCUGAAUCCAUGCAGGGCUCUCUAUAACUCCACCGACAGCCUGGACAGCGCCAAGGCUGUGACCAUAGCCAUGGAGGCAGCCGGCGUCAUGGCUGGAAAAAGACACCCGUCCACAGACAGCCACAGCUCGGUGCUCACCUGCGACAAGGCCAUCCUGGUGUCGAGGGCUGAGGAGUACUUGAAGACACCUCGAUCCUCCAUAGGGAUACAGGUGGAAGCAGCCACGGACUCUGAGUCAGAAAGCAAAGGUUUGCGGGAGUACCACUCUGUUGGGAUCCAGGUGGAGGACAACAAGAAAGGACAAGGCAGGUUCAAACGCUCCAACAGUGUGACUGCAGCUGUGCAGGCCGACAUGGAGCUGGAGGGCUUCCCCACCAUGGAGGACAAGGGCCUGCAGUUUGGUGGGGGCUUCCAGCGUCACUCAGAGCCCAGCACGCCUACCCAGUACGGGGCGGUGCGAACCGUGCGCACCCAGGGGCUCUUCAGCUACCGCGAGGAUUACCGAACCACCGCCGAACCCCCCAGCCCCAGGGAGACCACCAGCGAGACCAACUGGCAGCUGGAACCCCCCUCCCCACGGAAGAGCGCGGCCUCGUCGGCCGCGUCCGGCAGGGCAUCGCCUUCCCUGAGGAGGGAUGGGAGCUGGUUCAUGCAACUGCUCCACACAGAGACCAAGAGGAUUGAGGGCUGGUGUAAAGAGAUGGAGGCAGAAGCUGAAGAGAAUGACCUGUCAGAGGAGACCCUAGGUAAAAUCCGAAGUGCAGUGGGAAGCGCUCAGCUGCUUAUGUCCCAGAAAUUCCAGCAAUUCUACUGGCUGUGUCAGCAAAACCUGGACCCCAGUGCCAUGCCGCGGCCCACCUCUCAGGACCUGGCUGGGUUCUGGGACCUACUGCAGCUCUCCAUCGAUGACGUCACCAUGAAGUUUGACCAGCUGCAGCAGAUCAAGAACAACAACUGGAGGCCCUUGGACAGCCCGGAGAAGAAGGUGAGGGAUCGCCUCGGCACUCCACUAGCUCCUGUACCAAAGAAGACAAUUCGACAAAGGAGCUUGGUGACAAGGGAGAAAUCCCUGGACCUCCCAGACAGGGGUCGGCAGGAGGCCCGUCGGAGGCUCAUGGCGGCCAAGCGGGCCAACUCCUUCCGGCAGAACUCAGCCUCGGAGCGGGCAGACAGCAUCGAGAUCUAUAUUCCCGAGGCUCAGACUAGACUUUGAGAAGAUAGGGUCCAGGGUUGAUGCGUCUCCCUGCUCCCACGUUCAAACGACUUUAAAACUAGCCUUUUUUCUAGACUGCUACUCUCUGUACUCUUCCUUUAUCCAUCUGUUGUCUGAUCUCGAUAGCCAUCCUCAGCGCCCAUCGCCAACACCAUUGGUCUGCAGGAUGAGCCGAGCCUCUUCUCCCAUUGCCAGAAUAAGUGUUAGCAGAUAUGUAUGUCUGACAUGGGUUGGUUGGGGUUCUCCUUGGUUUGCUGGUGAUCAUGAUACCCAGCCUACAAGCUCUCUCAUCCAAUUUCCUGGAUGGGGUACGCCCGUAGUUUUUCAGCAUUUGCAAA
Molecule: messenger RNA, 3821 nt
Organism: Cyclopterus lumpus (lumpfish)
Lineage: Eukaryota; Metazoa; Chordata; Actinopteri; Perciformes; Cyclopteridae
Gene: dlgap2a
Product: discs, large (Drosophila) homolog-associated protein 2a
Exons: 13
Coding region: 259-3483 (1074 amino acids)
Biological process (GO): signaling
Cellular component (GO): postsynaptic specialization; glutamatergic synapse
Molecular function (GO): molecular adaptor activity
Source: RefSeq, a predicted model, not a curated record